AUGCCUGGAGAGUGGUCUCGUGAGGAUGGCAUCGCAAGCGGCAUCGCUCUCUCGGAUCAGCCCUUCAUUGUGCCCGUUCCCCUCUUCAACAGCCAGCCGGCGGCCCUACCAACCUUCACCGUCGUGCCUCGUAAGGGGGCGCUCAAGGCGGUUGAGGGCUGGGAGUGGCCCUCUCAAGAGCACAGCGUGAUCAUCAACUUCGAUGCGGUGGACAGCCCCGCGGCCUGGGCGGCUCGCAAGCACGGCUGCUCGCUGCUGAACGAAACUGCGGCCGAACGCGGCAUCCUCGCUUCCGCGGACGCCACCUGCCAGCUGCUUUCGGAGUGCCCGUCCGAAGAGCUUUGCAUAAAGGUCCGCGCACAGAGCUUGGGAGGCAGGAGCGCCGCGGACACGAGCUUGCACGACUUCAACGAGGGGAGGAAGCCGAAUCAGACGAUGCUUCUGUCUCCGGAGGGUGCGGUGAAGCUCUUGCUUUGCUUGCGGACCCGCGCCCCAGAUUGCAGCGAAGGCUUCGAGCGGAAGUGGCUUUAUGACCCGGGCAGCCGCAGCAUCAACCUUGAGGACUACGCCCUGAAGGUUCCCAUGGAGACUCUGUUGGAGCACGCCGACAGGCUCCGCAGCUUCGCGGGUUUGUCGCUGCUCAAAGAAAUCCGGAAAAAUCUGACGCAGGAGGAGGCCGGGCACUUCGACGAGGAUGCCGCAAGGGCGGUCUGGCAACUGCCCGAGCCUUCGUCCGACCUGGUCUCCACGCUUGCCACGCUGGUGCAAGAGGAGAGACAGAUGCCCAAGCUCCUGGCCCAAUCGCUGAUGCGCAGCCCGUCUCCGAAGUUGCCGCCCAAGAGCAGCCAGCUCAAGGCAGCCUUUGCCGACCUCACCGUGCUGAAGGUGAACUUGGAUGAUGCAGCGCAACUCAACCACUUAGCCACCCUGGCCCAGCUUGCUCCUAGGCUGCCUUUUUGGAUACUUCUCAACUUCUGA
This is a messenger RNA of Symbiodinium necroappetens, 978 nucleotides long. NCBI's taxonomy places the organism in Eukaryota, Dinophyceae, Suessiales, Symbiodiniaceae. The record is from the annotation of a GenBank genome assembly.